UCCUUCCUUGUUAUCAUAUGACGGUGCGUCACGCGUUUGGAGCUACUUCCUGCUGUUGGCAGCAAACAGCGAAUAUUGUGUUGAGUGCUGCUGAAUAGCUGUCAAGAGCUCAACGAAGUUAAGCUUUAAGUAAACUGUCGUGGAAAGUACAUUCUUACAUCUCUAAUUACGAUUAAGGGUGCCCAAAAUGUCUUUGUAUCCAUCACUUGAGGAUAUGAAAGUCGAUCAGAUGGCAAGGGCCCAGUAUCAAGCCGUAACAGAAUACGCUCCACCGCCACCAGCUACCACUAUGCCCUUGCCAUACAGUGUGUCCCCAUCUGCACCUGCUUCUUUCGGCACCACACUGUAUCCAACAUUAAAUGAAUUCAUGGGAUUGGAAUUGUCACAAGAAGUAAUUGCACAAAAUAUGCCUGAAUAUGCUGUUGCUGUACCUCCACCGAGAGAAGUAGCUGUUCCAUCUGCAACAGGAGGUCCUCUUUCUGGUAUGAUUGCGCCACUAUCAGGUCAGUCGUUGGGUUUAAAAAGAGCACAGGUCACCCAUGGAGUUAGGGAGCUUACAUUGUGCAAGGAUUCAGCAGGAAAAGUGGGAGUCCGUGUUAAGGCAAUUGAUAAAGGAGUUUUUGUGUGCCUAGUAACGAAAGGCUCUCCUGCAGCACUUGCUGGACUUAGAUUUGGUGAUCAGAUUUUGCAGAUAAAUGGUACAAUUGUUGCAGGAUUUUCAAUGGAUCAAGUCCAUGAUCUGUUCCGCAAAAGCCCAGUUAAUGGCAUAUCUGUUGUUGUAAGAGAUAGGCCAUUUGAGCGAACAGUUACUUUGCACAAGGACAGUGUUGGUCGAAUUGGAUUUCAGUUUAAAAAUGGAAAGAUCAUCGCCAUUGUGAAAGAUUCAUCUGCUGCACGCAAUGGACUGCUUAUAGAACAUUAUCUACUGGAAGUCAAUGGACAGAACGUUGUUGGGCUAAAAGAUAAAGAAAUAACUAACUUAAUUGAAGAAGGUGGCCAAGUUGUUACUGUUACAAUAAUGCCAGCCUUUGUAUAUGAGCACAUGGUGAAGAAGAUGUCAACAAGUUUGCUGAAGGGCACAAUGGACCAUUCAAUUCCAGAUGUCUAAAUACAGGUGACUGUUUUAUAUUGUAUCUUUUGCCAUUACCUCUGUAAUAUUGUGAAAUUCCUUUAAUGUAUUUUUGUGUAAUAUAUCAGUGAUAUCUCUGCAUUAAUGGGAACUUGUGUUAUUGCAUGAAAAUAUAUGUAUGCCAAGUUAGUUAUCUGAUUAAAAUACAUUUGUCCUCAUUUGAACUGUUACAUAUCCUUACAUGGAUAGCUAUUUUUGCUUUGGCAGUGUGUGUUGUCUUUUGUGUUGUUUAUAAUGUUUGCUUGUAUGAUGCAGUUUAUAACAUGUUGAAAGGAAUUUGACUAAGUGUUAAAAGUUUAUAAAGGAGUCGUUGAAAUAUUCAACAUAAUAUAUAAACUUGUUCUUAAAUAGACAUCCAAAUAUAUUUGAAGCGAUUGAAGAGAUUCACACUUGUAUUCUUAUUGUAGCAUUCAGUCUGUGAUGGAAUGUGCCCAAAUUAAAAAGCUCUCUUUUAUGCAUUUUCGUAUACAAAAUAAUUUUAAAUUUACUUUGUUUCAGAUAAGCUUUAUUUAUAAAUGUAUAACUCUUGCCAGUUCUGUUCUGCUUUCAUUUUUCGAGAAUAUUGUCUAAUAACUUAAUCAAAAUUUGAAGAGUCUUGUUGAGUUUUUUCCAAUGAUUUCUACUGAAAUAUAAUUUUUUAAAAAGAUGAUCUGUACAGGCUAAUUGCUACAGUAAAUUUUAGUCUGUGGGAAGUAUUGGUAAUGUUAACCACAUAGUUUAUGAAAGGCCUGAGCAGAUAAGUGAAAUUGGUAAAGAAGGUAACAAUACAAUCGGGUUGCAGUGUAGAUGUUUACAUAAUAUAUUGUUCCAGUAAGUGGGCAUUGUUAUAGUAUAUUAAAGACUGAAUGUCACUGAUCUGGCUUUAGUUAAUUUCAGUGCAGAACACAGUAUUUCUCUGCAGUCAUUGCAUUUAUAAUGGCCUUUUUUUUUAAUUUAUAUAUAUUUUUUCCUGUUAGACAUUCCAUGGUCAUGAUGACAUGGAACAUUAUUGUGUCAUAAAUAGCCAAUUUUAAGUGCUGACUAUGUGCCAUUCUGACAAUUUAAUCAAAGAUUCAUCUUUACAGGGUACUCGUUAGUUUGCUUAGAUAUGACAUCUGAAAAUUUUGCCUUGUUCCAGUGGUAUCAUUAAAUAAAUCCUUCUGUUACUUUUUUAAAAUUUAAUUCGCAAAAAAUUACAUGAAAUGAAUGUACUUACUACAUUAUUUUGUAAUACUAUACUUUUAUGUGAUUGUUAUGCAUUUUGAUGCCAUAUUGUAGCUGUAUUUGGAAGCACAUGUGUCUUUUGUAUUGUGUACU
This is a messenger RNA of Schistocerca nitens (vagrant locust), 2425 nucleotides long. Its product is annotated as syntenin-1-like. Lineage: Eukaryota; Metazoa; Arthropoda; Insecta; Orthoptera; Acrididae. The transcript has 7 exons. The record is from RefSeq and is a predicted model, not a curated record. Gene Ontology annotation, cellular component: cytoplasm; plasma membrane. Gene Ontology annotation, molecular function: protein binding. Bases 188 to 1108 code for a protein of 306 amino acids.